GUGAACUCUACUUUUCCUCACAUCAACGAAAGCGGACGAAGACAUCGCAUUUUCUGCAUAUUAUUCUCAAAGAUGUCUGACGCUGGAGAUGAAAUUCAGGUCGAUGAGGCCCAGGUGGAGGUGGAGGCGGAGGUUGAGGUCCCCGCGGAGGCUCCCAAGGGUAAGAUGUCCGUCGAGGACGCGCUUCAGCAAGUCCUCAAGAAUGCUCUCGUUCACGACGGUCUUGCCCGUGGUCUCCGCGAGUGUGCUAAGGCCCUCGACAAACGCCAGGCUCACCUCUGCGUCCUCGUCGAGACGUGUACGGAGGCCGAGUACAUCAAGCUGAUUGAAGCUCUCUGCGCUGAGCACAAGAUCAACCUGAUCAAAGUCGGUGACGCCAAGGUCCUCGGUACAUGGGCGGGUCUCUGUAAGAUCGACCGAGAGGGCAACCCGCGCAAGAUUGUCGGUUGUACUUGCGUCGUCGUCAAGGAUUAUGGUAUUGAGAGUGAGGGUCUUCACGUCCUCCUCGACUACUUCAAAAACCGCUAAGUGAGACGUUUUCGGUACCCUUCGUGCAAGAUACGCGGUACUCCCGAGUGCGUCAACUGUGUAGCAUAUGGUAUCGAAUGUACUUCGCCGUCGACACGAAUGACAUUGCAUGACGAAUACAUACGCUAUGCGAGCAACUGCACAAAUCCAUGUGAGAUGCCAGUCCGAUCUGAUAGGCCCAGUGUAGUGUCUCGAGGCGUAUGAUGUUAGUAACGAG
Messenger RNA from Laetiporus sulphureus 93-53, 745 nucleotides. RefSeq names its product L30e-like protein. The coding region runs from base 73 to 528 and encodes 151 amino acids. Lineage: Eukaryota; Fungi; Basidiomycota; Agaricomycetes; Polyporales; Laetiporaceae. Gene Ontology annotation, cellular component: cytosolic small ribosomal subunit; ribosome. Gene Ontology annotation, biological process: translation. The transcript has 4 exons. The record is from RefSeq and is a predicted model, not a curated record. Gene Ontology annotation, molecular function: structural constituent of ribosome.